This is a messenger RNA of Pneumocystis murina B123, 1461 nucleotides long. RefSeq lists its product as hypothetical. Gene Ontology annotation, cellular component: cytosol. NCBI's taxonomy places the organism in Eukaryota, Fungi, Ascomycota, Pneumocystomycetes, Pneumocystales, Pneumocystaceae. Bases 1 to 1461 code for a protein of 486 amino acids. The transcript has 9 exons. The record is from RefSeq and is a predicted model, not a curated record.
AUGUAUAAAUACAGGAGGUUUGCUUCCAAAAGUUCACACAAACUAUGUAACCGAUUGUAUCCAAAAUACAGUUUACCAGUGGAUAAGCAAAAUGAACUAGAUAUAUUGGAGGCAAUUUCUGAGGAUAUAGUUAAGCUGCAUAAACGUCUUGAUAUUUGUGGACGUCUUAAUCAUAUAUCUAUUUGUUUUGAUCCAGUUUAUUAUGGGGAUAAUGUUUUUUUAUAUGGAUUAGAUUUGGCAGGAAAUACAAAUACUUGUAUUUUUUAUAAAGCUUGCGAAAUUUGUCGGAUACUGGAGAAGGCUAUUCGUUUACAUAUUGAUGUUUAUAAAAGGGUUAAUGAGGAAAUAAAUGUAAUUAGUGGAUUAGAAAAACUUUCUUGUCUUGAAACAUGUGUUUUUCGCUCUUUGUGUGUAUUUGACGACCUAAUUUCUUUGAAUUACGUUGAAAAGGGUAUGUUUCUUAUAGCGUUGUUUAAGGUUUUGGAUUCUGAGAUUCUUGAAUGGUUUUGUUUUGGAGGUCAUAAAAAAGAAAUGAAUGCUUUAUUGGUCUUUUUGAAUGAUUUAUUUAGGGAUAAUUCUUCUGUUUGUGAUAUUUUGUUUAACAAUGAUAUGGGGAAAGAGAUGAUGAUUUUAUUUUUUUCUUUUUCUGAAAAAAUGUAUAUGGAUGAAAUAUCAAAUAAUUUUGAAUUGUUACAAUCUUUAUUUUUUUCAUUUAUACAAAAUGAUAAAGUACAUGAAUUAUUUGUCUUGAUGAAUAAAUCUGGUUUUCAAAUUAGUGAUUCUCAAUUGGUUUUUUUGAAAUUUUUGAAUACAUUUCUUUCUAAUUAUACUAAUCAAAAAAUCAUAAUAUCUGAAAAAAUGUGUGAAUUCAUAGAAUCUAUGUUAAAUUUAUUCUGUUUAUCGAUGGUUGAAAUAGUAAAAACGCAAGUAUUUGAUAGCAAUCAAAUAUUCAUAAAAAGUCAAAAAAUACUAAAAGCAACUGAAAUAUUGAUUUCUUGUGCUUUUCAUGUGUCAAAGAAUUCCAAGGAAAAGCAAUUACUUUUGAAAAAUGAUUUAUUAAAAAGCUUAAUAAAUCUUCUACAAUCUAUAGAUGAUUAUAGUAUGACGCAAAAUAAAACAAGUAAAAUUUUAAGCAAUAAUUCUAAUAAAGUUUCAUUUCCAUAUUUUAAAAGAGAUAUUAUACAAUUAUUAUCUACAUUAUGUUUUAGAAACAAGAAAGUUCAGGAUGAUAUACGAGAGUUACAUGGUUUGGGUUUGAUAUUAUCUCAAUGUAGAAUUGAUGAUGAAAAUCCAUAUUUAAGAGAGUAUGCAAUAUUUUGCUUGAGAAAUGUGCUUGAAGAUAAUGAGAAAAACAAAGAGCUUUUAAGGAAUAUGAAACCUAUUGGAUUACAAAAUUCUGAAAUUACUGAUAAAUUGGGUCUGACAUUGGAAAUAAUGAAUAAAACACGUAUUUCAAUAUAA